GGGCUGUGCUGGGACAUCGCUGUCCUCACGGAGACGCUGGCUGCGGGACACAGCCCUGUGCCGUGCCUUGACCUUGCACGAGAGCUACGGCACGGCGCCCGCCUGCCCGUCUCCGCCGGUGUUCCCUGCCAACCUUUGAGAUCUGCUGUUUACUCCCGAACCACCGGCGCAGCUAAUGACACGCUCGCUCUUAUCUGGUGCCCUUCAUCGGCGGACCUUGCCUUGUUUCACAAAGCAGGGUGGAGCGGCGUGGCACAGGCGGCACCGAUGGGGAAACCGGGGCAGGCGGGGAGGAAGCAAAUUCACAGAGGCCAUCCCAGGAGCAGCCUGGAUCGUUUUUCCUUGAACGAUCCUCCUUUCCCGCGUGAUGAGCAGCUUUUCCAGUCCCGCCCGGGGAAAGACCUGUUGCGCUACUGGGAUCCCUGCGAACUCAGGCACGGCCGCCCUGGGGUUGCCCACAGCACCGUGCGGCACCGCCAGUCCGGGCAGAUCAUGGUGCUGAAGAUGAACAAGCUGACGAGCAACCGGGGCAACAUGCUGCGGGAGGUGCAGCUGAUGAACCGCCUCUCGCACCCCAACAUCCUCAGGUUCAUGGGGGUGUGCGUGCACCAGGGGCAGCUGCACGCGCUGACGGAGUACAUCAACGGCGGCAACCUGGAGCAGCUGCUGGACAGCCCCGUGCUCCUCUCCUGGUCCACGCGCAUCCAGCUGGCCCUCGACAUCGCCCGCGGGCUGCGCUACCUGCACUCCAAGGGCAUCUUCCACCGUGACCUCACCUCCAAGAACUGCCUGGUGCGCUGCGAGGCCAGCGGCUACACGGCUGUGGUGGGUGACUUCGGCUUGGCGGAGAAGAUCCCCACCUACAGGUGCGUGGACGGUGUCCGUCUGUCCGUCCCCAUCUUCUGAGCAAGGGGAUCCAGCUCUCCGGGAGCAGAUGGGGAG
Messenger RNA from Oxyura jamaicensis (ruddy duck), 942 nucleotides. RefSeq names its product testis associated actin remodelling kinase 1 (gene TESK1). NCBI's taxonomy places the organism in Eukaryota, Metazoa, Chordata, Aves, Anseriformes, Anatidae. The transcript is spliced from 5 exons. Gene Ontology annotation, molecular function: protein serine/threonine kinase activity; ATP binding. Gene Ontology annotation, biological process: positive regulation of stress fiber assembly; actin cytoskeleton organization; protein phosphorylation. The coding region runs from base 268 to 906 and encodes 212 amino acids. Gene Ontology annotation, cellular component: nucleus; cytoplasm. The record is from RefSeq and is a predicted model, not a curated record.